Molecule: messenger RNA, 1008 nt
Organism: Plasmopara halstedii
Lineage: Eukaryota; Oomycota; Peronosporomycetes; Peronosporales; Peronosporaceae
Exons: 2
Coding region: 1-1008 (335 amino acids)
Source: RefSeq, a predicted model, not a curated record
AUGGCGGACGUCAGUGCGCUAGGAUUACCGCUCAAUGACGGGACAUCUGCACCGCUGAUCCGUCUUGAGUUUCGGUACCGCCAAGUAGAUAUAGUGCUGGUGCUCGCUUAUGGUGGUGCCUGCUUCUUUUCAUUCUGGGCUUUAGCUAUGCACGCACAAUCACCUACGCGUCAAGCCGCUACACUCGGUUUCUACCUGCUCAUGGGUCUGGCCUCGCUGACUCGCGUCUUGUGGUUCGCCACACCUUUUGGUGUACAUUCGGUUUUAGUGGAGCCACCACGGAUUAUGAUGGGGGACAAUGGAUGGGCGCAAUUUUUAUUAGCUGAAGCAGUGGAAUUACUGGGGUCAUAUCUUCUUUACAGUGUCUUUGUGCUUAUUGUCGUCUUUUGGGCAGAUAUGCUACGUCGCCUCUUCACACACGAGAGUGUGAGAUCUCACCCACUACGCGUCUUUUUCUCUCUAUUGGGUGCAAUAUUGGCGAUUCAAACGAUGGGGUUUGCAGUCUUUGCUGCAAAGAAAGAAGACUCUUACUGGCUUCUAGUCUACGAUGACGUUGUCAUGUGUCUCUUGUCAGUUGGUUCGCUUGCGGCAGUACUCGUGUAUUCAUUUCGAAUGAAAACUGUGCUCCAAGCUUUUCUGGAAGUUAGCCAGAUUGAUACCACCGACAGGAUCAGGGCAGUGAAUUGGGCUACAUUUAUUUGCACAUUCUUUCUCAUUGCCAACAGUAUCUUUUUAACGUAUUCAAUCGUGAGUCUUGCGCAUUUUCAUCAAGCAGGAGUAUACCUCAAGUCAACGUGGUGGUGGCUUUUUGUGGCUUUAAAGCAUCUUGUUGAAAUCUUCGUAUUGUACUUCUUACUUUAUACUUUAUGGGGAAAGAGUUCGGACGAUGCAGAGAAUUCGAAGGACGAAUAUGAACAGAUUCCAGAUGGAAGCUACCUCGGUGACGACGACUUCAAUAGUAUUCAUGCGUCAGGCUCGUUGCCUAAUACACCCAAGCGUCUUCGCUAG